AUGUCCGACCACCAUGAGUGCAUCAAUGAUAAUUGCCAAUCAAAACCUAAUAGUAUGCUGUACGCCGCCAAAAAAUCUGUUCAAUCAACCUGUUUAAUUGAGCCAUCAACAGAAAACCUCAACGACCCGCAAAUAGCCAAAUUGAAUUGUGUAUUGAACAAUACCGAACAAAUUGACAAUUUAGUGCAGCAAGUAGAUCAGACAAUCCCACUACUAUACAUCGACGUAUACAAGUUUGAUAGUCAAAGGAAGUUUAAGUUUGACAAAGAGAUAAGUAUUGUUGACUUCGAUGAUAGUGAUAUAGACAUUGUAUCAACUAGAUCGUUACCUGUAUUUUCGGAUGAUUUACCCGAAGAAGGCAAACUAAUAAGACACUUAUUAAAAUAUGUACACCAUAAGAAUAUUCGCCUUGUGUGUGGUGAGUCACCAAGUGUAAACGACGAUGUACCUGAAAAUAUUCAAGAAUUUGUAAAGGAGUAUUUACAAAAAUAUCCAGAACGGCGUAUGGUGAAGUUUAAUAAAAUACAAGUAGUACGCACAGAGUUACACAACUUAUGGUGUUUAGCCAGAGUGAAAAACUUAGAUGCAUCUUCAGUACAGUUAAAAUUUAUUGAUAUCGUGGGCGAACACACUGAAUGGAUGUAUCGGGGCUCAAACAGACUUCCAUGGGUGGCAUACUUUGCACUAUCAAAUAUUCCAGCAGGAACCGAACUAGCAUGGAAUUAUAAUUAUAUGAUAGGCAGCAUGAAACACAAAAGACUUAUGUGUCACUGUGGGUCAAAAAAUUGCAAGGGCACACUGUUAUAA
This is a messenger RNA of Macrosiphum euphorbiae (potato aphid), 807 nucleotides long. The record is from the annotation of a GenBank genome assembly. Lineage: Eukaryota; Metazoa; Arthropoda; Insecta; Hemiptera; Aphididae.